This is a messenger RNA of Chrysoperla carnea, 3166 nucleotides long. Its product is annotated as transmembrane protease serine 9-like. Gene Ontology annotation, biological process: proteolysis. The transcript has 17 exons. The record is from RefSeq and is a predicted model, not a curated record. The coding region runs from base 32 to 2476 and encodes 814 amino acids. Gene Ontology annotation, molecular function: serine-type endopeptidase activity. NCBI's taxonomy places the organism in Eukaryota, Metazoa, Arthropoda, Insecta, Neuroptera, Chrysopidae.
UUGACUGUCUCUUAAUUAUAUUGAGGGCAAUAUGUUGCGUUUUAACUGUGUUGCUUUUGUUAGCCUCGCCAUUAUUGGCGUUGCUUUAAGUGCUCCAAGCACUACACCAUCUGACGGAGAUGAUAGAAUCUUACAUGGACGAAAAGUGGACCAAUUAGAACACCCUUAUCAAGUUUCUCUCCAAUAUGUGAAAGGCGAAAGAGUGGGGAAAUUCUGUGGUGGUGUCAUUUUGAAUAAAAACUACGUUUUAACUGCUGCUCAUUGUUUUAUGGGCGAAAAACGUGAUACACAUAUCAACGCUGGUGUAAAAGAUGCAUUCGAUUACAGCCCACCAUCACAAUUCAUUAAAGUUGCCGAAGUUAUGCUAAAUGAUAAAUGGGAUCCAAACACUGCAAUAGGCGAUAUUGCAUUAUUAAAACUUGAAACUCCAUUGAAAAUGACACCAACAGUUCAACCUAUUCAAUUGCCAUCAAAAGGAUAUAAAGCAUCUGGUGUAGGUGAAAUCAUUGGAUGGGGUGCCAUUAAUAAUGAUGAAACAGCCUCAUCAAGGGAAUUAUUGAGUGCAACUGUUCCAGUUUCCAAUCCAUCAGAUUGCAGAAAAUUCAGAAAUUUCCGUAAUAACAACCAACUUUGUUUAGCAGCCAAUGUUAAAUACAAUGCAUGUGCUGGCGAUUCUGGUGGUGGAUUUAUCCAAAAAAAUGCGUCUGGAAAACCCAUAGUAGCUGGUAUUACAUCGUUUGGUGCUGAAGGUUGCUACGAAAAGGAACCAAUUGUAUAUACGGAAGUAGCUGGAUACCUUGACUGGAUUGAACAAAAUAUAAAAAAUACAAAAAGUGUUAUUAAAAUGGCACGUUUAACAUAUCUAUUGUUGGGGUUUGCGAUUGUUGUAUCCGUUCUAGGUGCACCGUCAAAUAUUACCGAUGGUGACGAUAGAAUAUUAAAUGGUAAAAAAGCCGAAAAGAAUGAAUUUCCAUUUAUGGUUUCUCUUCAAGAAACAGAUUUUAAACCAAUUAAAUUUUGUGGUGGAGUCGUUAUCCAUAAAUCAUGGAUAUUAACAGCUGCUCAUUGUCUGAAACAAAAUUUCAAAAAACUUACAAUCAAUGCUGGUAAUAUAAAGGCUUAUGAUUAUGGUGGAACAUCUCAAAAUAGUGAAGUAGCCAAAAUUAUAUUACACGAUAAUUAUAUAAAAACAGAAAAGCAUGACGAUAUUGCCCUAUUGAAAUUAAGAAUUCCUUUACAAUUCACAAGCUCAGUUCAACCAAUUGCUUUGCCACCAACUGAUCACAAAGUUACUGGUAAAGGUAUGAUUCUUGGAUGGGGAGCAAUUAAUGCAGAUGAAUCUAAAUCGUCUGACUUUUUACUAAAAGCUGAACUACCCGUUUCGGAUCCAGAAGACUGUGAUCAAUUUGUAAGUUUUACCAAUCACAAUCAAUUAUGUCUUGGCCAUAAUGUAAAAGAAAAUGCUUGUAGUGGAGAUUCAGGUGGCCCAUUUGUACAAAAAGAUGCAAAUGGAAAACCAAUGGUGGUUGGUGUUGCAUCAUUUGGAAAAGAAGGAUGUCAUGAAUAUGUUCCUAUUGUUUAUACCGAAGUUGCACCUUAUAUAAAAAUAUUUAUUUUACAUAAGAACUUCCCAAAUAUUUUUAUUUUGCACUCGCAUAUCAAAAUGGCAAAUGUUAAUUACAUAUUAUUGAGCUUUACGAUUAUUGGAACAGUUUUAUGUGCUCCCACUAAUAAUACAACUGCCACGGAUGGUGACGAUAGAAUAUUACACGGUACGAAGGCAAGUCCAAAUGAAUUCCCGUAUAUGGUAUCCAUUCAAGAUUUCGAAGAUGGUGCUUACGUGAAGAAAUUUUGUGGAGGAGUGAUCAUUGAUAAAUCAUGGAUAUUGACUGCUGCACAUUGCGUUAAAAAACCACGCUAUAGUAGUUUACGUAUAAACGCAGGUACAAAUGAUGCGUAUGAAGUACAAGGAAGAACAAACCAAUGGAUUGAAGUAGCCAAAAUAAUUAUGCAUAACAAAUAUGACAAAAACGACAAACAUCAUGAUAUUGCCUUAUUAAAAUUAAAAACACCUUUAAAGUUUACAAAAUCGGUGCAAGCAAUCGCCUUACCACCUAAAGGCUAUAAAGCGACUGGUUCCGGAGACAUUAUUGGAUGGGGUACCACUAAUAAAGAAGAAACAAAAGCAUCAGAUGUUUUAUUAAAAGCUAGCUUACCAGUUUCAGAUCCAGAAGAAUGUGAAGUUUAUUUUGAAAGUUGGGGCGCUAAUCAACUAUGCCUUGGUUAUAACACAAUACACAAUGCAUGCUCUGGAGAUUCUGGUGGUCCAUACAUACAAAAGAAUUCUUCUGGAAAAGAAAUGGUGGUUGGUGUUACAUCAUAUGGAACAAGUGGAUGCUAUGAAAAAGUUCCUGUUGUGUAUACAGAAGUUGCUGCCUAUCUUGAUUGGAUUGGAACUACAAUGAAAACUAAAUAAGAUAUUUCAUAGAAUAAUGGAAGACUAUAUUGUACCUGUGAUCAAAUUUUACAUAGAAUUGAAUGCCCUUUUUCAAAAUAUAACCAUGGAAUAAUUUUCUUCUUGUAAUCAUUCCUACACACUAUACAUUUUGUUUUAAAUACUCGAUCAAUAAUAAGCCUAAUUUAUAUAGGUUAUUAAUUUGCGAUUCAUGGUACGAGUCCUUAAUCUACUAUGGAUCUUAAUGUAGUGUACCUUGGUACAACCUCUCAGAUUGUAAUCGGAGAUAGGUACUGCUUCUUUAAUCUUCUUGUUUCACACUAUGAACUGGCAUGCCUCGUAUCAUGAAGCUGAAAAAUUGGCAAAAAAUAAUUGUAGCACUGAGUAUUUAUCCAAAGUAAAUAACUGAGGAUUUUUUACUUAACCAUGCAAACAGAAUAGAUGGGGUAUUGGUAAGUCUGAAUUUUUGAGUCCAAAAACACGAAAUUUUGAUUACUCAAAUUUUGUGUUUAUUAUAUUUUAAAACAAAAGUAAUUUUCUCCUCUGGUAAAUAAACUUUGUCUUUAUAUACUUGCAUACAGCCUCGUAGAUAGAAUAUAUUUCAGGAAAUUGAAGGGCGGUCCAGGUACAAUAUCAUCAAGGUACAAUACUCUACCCUAUGCAUUUGUGUAUUUAUUUUUGUUAUGUAAUAAAUUAUAUUAUUAAUUCUGA